AUGAAAAAAGACUUUUCUCACUGUGCGAGACAAGCUGAGAAGUUGCACAGUGCGAAGAAACAUCGCGCGGUGUUUUGCACUGUGCGACAAAAACUCCUUCCGCACGGUGCAAAAGUAAGAAAGAAAGAUGAUUGAUUGCACUGUGCAAAAUGAAAAAAAGACUCUUUGCACUGUGCGAAACUUGUCGCAAAAUUGCACAGUGCGAAGAAACAUCGCGCGGUUUUUUGCACUGUGCGAACGGCAAAACUCCUUCCGCACGGUGCAAAAUCGGAAAAAGUUUUUUUGCACUGUGCGAAACAUGCCGCAAAACAUUUUCGCACUGUGCGAACGACAAAACAUCAUGCGCACUGUGCAAAAAUAAGAAAGAAAGAUUGAUUGCACAGUGAAUUUUUGCAGUGUGCAAAACAUGCCACAAAAUUGCACUGUGCAAGGGAAAAUCGCGCGGUGUUUUGCACUGUGCGAACGACGAAAACUCCUUCCGCACGGUGCGAAAAUAAAAAAUGUUUUUUUGCACUGUGCGAAGAAACAUCGCGCGGACUUUUGCACCGUGCGAACAACAAAAAACCUUCCGCACUGUGCAAAAUCGGAAAAAAAUUUUCGCACUGUGCGAAACUUGCGACAAGAUUAUUUCUGCGCACAGUGCACAUAAAAAACCUUGUUUUUGAGGAAAAAACAAAGUGAAAUGUUUUUUCACACUCUGAAAAAUAGCAAGGUGCAAAAAAAAUUUGUGAAAUACGAUGACAUAACCUCUAAACUCUAAAAAAUACAAACUGGAAUACAAAGAAAAUCGUAAAUACUUAUCAGCGACCUUUUUUCCGGCUUCUCUAACCCCGAUAAUAACAAGAAAUUUGUAAUUGGCUCUGAAAUUAUCUAUUAUUAGUAGGUGGACUAACAAAGUGAAUCGUGGAUGUGUUGUUAUUUCGCUUGUUGCAGUUGUUUUGGGUCAGUUGUAAGUCAAUUCGGAUAAAAAAUAUCCGCACAGUGCGGUCAGAAUUUUCUUUUGCACUGUGCAGUUUAGCAGCAAAAUUGCACAUUGAACCUUGAAAUAUAGUCUUUUCCUCGACUAAUUAGACCUUUAGUUAUUGCACUGUGCAAAUUUCUCUCUUCACUGCACUGUGCGAUAGGGUUGAACAAUCUCCGCACUGUGCAGUCAAAAAAUUUUUUUGCACUGUGCAGUAUAGAAGCAAGGUGUAAUGCGAAAGAUAAAUAUGAGUUUUUUAUUGACUAAUUAGCCUCUAGAUCAUUGAACUGUCCAAUUUUACCCCUUCUCUGUACCGUGAAAUAAAAUUUAAAAAAUCCCCGCACCGUGCAGUCAAAAAAUUUUUUUGCACUGUGCAGUCUAGCAGCAAGAUGGUGUUUUACAAAAAAUAAAUAUGAGUUUCUUACUGAUUAUUCAGGCCCUAUAUAACUGUGCUGUGCAAUUUUCCUCUUCCUCUGCGCCGUGAAAUAAAAUGGAAAAAUUUCCGCACAGUGCAGUCAAAAUAUUUUUUUGCACUGUGCAGUCAAAAUAUUUUUUUGCACUGUGCAGUCUAGGAGCAGAACUGCGUAAAGCAAAAGAUAAAUAUGAGUUUUUUAUCGACUAAUUAGUCUCUAUCUGAUUGCACUGUCCAAUUUCUCCCUUCCUCUGCAUCGUAAAAUGAAAUAAAAAAAAAUUCGCACAGUGCAGAAAUUUUUUUUAAACUUUAAUUAAAAAUUCCACAUUUUAGCGAUGGCAAGUGUGUGUGUCGAACACUGGACUACUAAUUGGACUGGUUGGCUUCUUUUUGAUCGCUUGGUUUUACAAAUUGGAAUGGAUUAUACUACCUUUCGCCUUAUUAGUAACUUACAGUACUAUUAGAAAAUUAGAGCAGAAAAAGCCCGUCUAUUGGUAUGCAACGUAUGUUGUAGGGGUGAGAAUGAAUUUUUUAGAAAAUUUUUUUAUUUUCCACCGCCAUAUGGAUUACUGUAACACUUUUUUCAGAUCCUAACCCUAAUUUUGCUCGGAAUUUUGUCCGGAUUUGCCGUUCAAGAGGCAGUUUUGAAACCUGACUGCUUCGAAUUGACCAUGAUAUUCCUUGUGCUUCUCACUUUUGUCCCAUUCCACCUUUACACAUUGGUUUUGGUCUACAUGGAUCAACAAAAUUGGCUUUCGGAGGAAAAAACGGGCAAAAAGAUAAAACCGGAGACUUUGUCAGCGGUUAAAAUCAUUUUCAAAGAUGAACUACAACGACAGGAAUCUAAAUUCGACGCGAGAAUCACUUGA
Bursaphelenchus xylophilus (pine wood nematode) is the source of this 2242-nucleotide messenger RNA. Lineage: Eukaryota; Metazoa; Nematoda; Chromadorea; Rhabditida; Aphelenchoididae. The record is from the annotation of a GenBank genome assembly.